Messenger RNA from Nicotiana attenuata, 666 nucleotides. RefSeq lists its product as uncharacterized. The transcript has 3 exons. Gene Ontology annotation, molecular function: zinc ion binding; nucleic acid binding. The coding region runs from base 1 to 666 and encodes 221 amino acids. Lineage: Eukaryota; Viridiplantae; Streptophyta; Magnoliopsida; Solanales; Solanaceae. The record is from RefSeq and is a predicted model, not a curated record.
AUGGCUGAAAAUGAAAUUGAUGAUCCUAAAGCUCUACAAGAAGAGAUUGCUAUGAUGUCUAGAAAUAUGGAUGGGUUGAUGAGGAGAUACAGAAAUACAAAGAAAGGAAGAUUCCCACCAAGACGAUCCAGGCAAUACAAUGAACAGGAUAAUAACGAUGGAAAAUGCUAUGAAUGUGGAAAAUUUGGGCACAUUCAAGCUGAAUGCCCAGAACUGAAAAGGAAUAUCUCUAGAGGCUUCAACAAGAACAAAUCCUUCGGAAGCUGGAGCGGAUGGGUUUGGAAACCAAAAAAUUCUGAACCUAGUAACACUAACCCACCAGGACCUAGGCAAGCUUGGGAAGUUACAAUGAUCGAUGGAGGAAGUGUAAAAUUCGGAGACGAUUCAAGGGGCAAAAUAGUUGGCACUGAAACAGUUCCUUUUAAUAACAACUGUGACAUUGCUGAAGUAUAUCUCGUUGAUGGCCUAAACUAUAAUCUCUUGAUCAUAAGUCAACUCUGCGACUCAGGAUAUGAGGUAAAGUUUAAAAGAACAGGGUGUGCUAUUAAAGACGAAUCAGGUAAGAUAAUUCCUCCUGGAAAAAGGUAUGGAAAUGUUUAUAUACUUGAUGGAUUUGAAAAGAUAGAUGGCCACAUUUGCUUAUCCUCUAUGUCUGAUGAUCCAUAG